GACUCGCUCAGGGCGAUGUCCGGGAAAAUGACUCGCUGUGCAGACGUUCUGAAUUCUGCUUCUGUAACCGCUGGGAAACCCCUAUCAUCUGCUUUAUACUGCUGGUUCUUGCUGCGGCUCACUUGCAGUCCGUUAUUCGAGAAGGAUCUAAGCUUGAUGUGCUUUGCUCAACCUGUGUUUUGGGAUCAAACCGCUUUUCCCGGAAUAUGCGAAUGCUGAGCACUGGGGUGUUCUGAUGCCCGAAGUUGGGAGCCGACUAUUCUAUGACAAGACGCGUAACCCAUUGGACACUAACCCCUGUUGUGUGGGGUAUAAAGUUGGGUGGCAAUUCAUAUAGCAAUACGAUCCAUCAACAACGUCCGAUCAGUUCAGCGUCACGAUGCUCAACAUACUCGUCAUCCAUGGAUAUCUUCAAACCGCAGCCACAUUGAGGUACAACAUUCUCCCACUUGAACGAGAGCUUUCCCGCAUCGCCAACCUGCACUACGUCGACGGUCCUCCGAUGCAAGAUCUCAGCUGGCGCGACUCACGCCCGUGGUGGGUCAUCAAAAGCGGCGAAAGCUGGCUUGACCCUGAUAAUACCACGAAUCGGUGGGACGAGACCGUACGGUGGUGGUCGGAACACCUCUCAGAGAACGAGUAUGAUGGCAUCAUUGGGUUAAGCCAGGGAUCGGCAAUGACGGCAUUGCUACUGUCCAUGUUGAACAACGCGGACAACGUGCCUGAAUUCGAACCGAAGAAGUCACAGCCGAUCAAGUUCGCCAUCCUCUGUUCCGGUUUCGUCUCCCAACAUCAUCCCCACCGGAACAUCUAUGACAUCCCUCUACACAUUCCCACGUUGCACACAUUCGACAACCGGGACAUGAGAGUCUCCGCUCAUCGCACAAUCGAGUUAUCAAGUCUAUUCGGAUCUAAGGCGGUCAGAAAGUCGCACAACGAAGGACACGCUGUUCCUGUCCGGGAUGCCUGGCCCAAAGUGUUCUCGGAGUUUAUUGCGGGCGCUGUUGAGGAGAGUAGGAUGCGGCAGACUGAUUCUGCGUGA
Molecule: messenger RNA, 1042 nt
Organism: Dacryopinax primogenitus
Lineage: Eukaryota; Fungi; Basidiomycota; Dacrymycetes; Dacrymycetales; Dacrymycetaceae
Exons: 4
Coding region: 380-1042 (220 amino acids)
Cellular component (GO): nucleus; cytoplasm
Source: RefSeq, a predicted model, not a curated record